Triticum aestivum (bread wheat) is the source of this 2532-nucleotide messenger RNA. Its product is annotated as noroxomaritidine synthase 2. The coding region runs from base 839 to 2374 and encodes 511 amino acids. Lineage: Eukaryota; Viridiplantae; Streptophyta; Magnoliopsida; Poales; Poaceae. The transcript is spliced from 3 exons. Gene Ontology annotation, molecular function: oxidoreductase activity, acting on paired donors, with incorporation or reduction of molecular oxygen; monooxygenase activity; iron ion binding. The record is from RefSeq and is a predicted model, not a curated record.
ACACCCGAGCAGCAGAACCGGACGCCGCGGCGCGCCACCCGGAUGGCGCGAAACUCAAGCUGACGGCGGCUUGUGGUAGCGUGGGGCUGGCCUCGUCGACGUCCGGCCGGUGAACUGCGCCCAAGGCAUGGCCGGCUGGCGACCCCUCCUUCGUCCGCUGGAUUGGAAGCGCCACCAGAUGGCUGGAUCCGCUCCUUGAUCUAGCAGGAUGGACAUAGCUACCUACCUGAUUCAAAUCACUACUUUGCUUCCUCUGCCGGGGGUUGAAGUUGGGAUUCUGCAGUCGAUGGGAUCAACAUCCAUUUUUGCCUUUUUGGUUUUGAGUUUUUUGCAAUGGAAACGAUGAUAGCUUUGCUUUUUGUUUAUUUUUAUAGUGUAGUCAUCGGUUUUAUUCAUUCACUCUACUUAUUAUCUAGUGAAAUCCAAAUAAUGGUAUCAGGUUUCGUGCAUAUAUGUCAGGCCGGCCCUCAUCCACAGGCCAGGGAUGAACAUGGUUUUUCCAGGCCGUGAGCUUCAGAGUUGAGCUGGAUGCCUGCCCAGUGCACGAGUCUCCUGAACACGAUGAGCAUGCCAUGGUCUGUCGUCUGUUCCAGCAACAACAUUCAUACGUGUUGUUGUCCACUACUCCAGUGCAGCAGCAGCCCAAAAACAAUGAAGAACGCAUGAUAUUCAUGCACAGAACGCAUGCUAUAUCGUGCAUCAGAACGCAUGUGGUACCAAUGGACUCAGACCAAGGGAACAACUUGUCUAUAUAUAAAUGAAGCCAUCGCCAUGUCCAUUGCACCUUACAGCAUCCAAGUAAGUAGUCCUCCCUACACCACACUAGUUAGUGAUAAUUAUGUCACUCAUCUCCACAGCACUUGUGCUACUUGUUCCCCUAGGCCUUUACUUGUACCUGCUGCAGUCUAGUCGUAGAAGAUCAAAUAACCCAGCAGCAGCAGUGUUCCCCACAAAAUGGCCAAUGCUAGGCAUGCUCCCUUCUCUCUUGGCCAACAUGUACAACUUCCAUGAGUACAGUUAUUUGGUCCUCGCUGGAUCAGGCCUCAACUUCAAUGGGGACGGCCCUCCUGGGGCCGGGAUGCGGUUCUUCAUCACCUGCGACCCUGCCAACAUCCAGCACAUCUUCACGACCAACUACCACAACUUCCCCAAGGGUGCGGAAUUCGCUGCCAUCUUUGACAUCAUGGCAGGUGGCCUCUUCACUAUCGACGGCGAGCUGUGGCAUCGGCGCCGCGUGAAAUUUGUGGGCGUGAUCAGCAGCCCGUGGUUUACUGACCGUGUGGCAGCUCAUUGCCAUGACAAGGUGAAGGACCACCUCCUCCCGUUGCUUGCCCACAUGGCGAGUACCGGCACUUCAUUCGACAUGCAAGAAUUAAUGGUGAGGUUAAUGUUUGACAUGACCGCCAUGGCAGUCUUUGGCGUGGACCCUGGCUUCCUGUCCUUGGACAUGCCUCCCAUUGAUGCCUCCAUUGCCAUGGACACGGUCAUGGAGGUGGGAUUUCUACGGCACACCAUGCCGGCCUCUUUGUGGAAGGCAAUGAGGUGGCUAAAUAUUGGUCUUGAGAGAAAGCUCCACGAAGCGAAGAAAGUGCUCCACAGGUUUGUUGUGGAUACAAUUGAGAGGAGGAAGACCACCAGAGAAAAUGUUGGCCACGAUGAGGAUGAAGAGGUUGUGGGUGAUAUUUUAUCUUCCUACAUCAAUGACCCGGACUUCGCCGACGAUGACUUGCUCCGUGCGACACUCAUUAACUUCAUGAUCGCUGGGAGGGACACAAUCGGCACGACCCUGCCAUGGAUAUUCUAUAAUCUCGCCCAGAACCCUAACAUCGUAUCAAUCAUCCGUAAUGAACUCUCCCCAAUUGCAUCGCACAAAGUAGCCCACGGUAUGGGUGCAAUGGUCUUUGAGCCGGAGGAGACCAAAUCUCUGGUCUAUCUAAGAGCCACCUUGUACGAGACUCUCAGACUAUACCCGCCAGCGCAUAUGGAGCGCAAGACAGUGGUUACCGAUGAUAUCAUGCCAAGUGGCCAUGAGGUGCACGCCGGUGAUGCCAUCUUUAUCUCUCUUUACUCCAUGGGAAGAAUGGAGAGCUUGUGGGGUAAAGACUGCCUCGACUUUAACCCAAACAGAUGGCUCUUGGAGGGUAGCAACAAGCUCAAGAAUGUACCGUCUCGCAAGUUCCUGGCCUUCAACUCGGGCCCGAGGGUGUGCAUGGGCAAGGAAAUCGCGGUUAUGCAGAUGAAGACCAUCGUCGCUGCAGUCAUGUGGAACUUUGAUGUGGAGCUGGUGGAAGGACAGAGCAUCCAGCCCAAGCUAUCUUGUUUACUGCAAAUGAAAAAUGGGCUCAUAGUGAAGCUGAAGAAACGAGAAGCGUAAUACUAUGCCCUCUUGUCUUAAAAUGGUUGUGGGUGGCGCGCGUAUGUCUGUGUGUCCAUAUACUUUGUUUUUUGCUUUUAUGUGGGACAACUUUAUUCACAGCAACGAGUGGUUUUUUUUAAAUAAAAGAUUACCUGAGAAAUCAGUUAUGGCUUGGA